Asparagus officinalis (garden asparagus) is the source of this 2694-nucleotide messenger RNA. RefSeq lists its product as uncharacterized. The record is from RefSeq and is a predicted model, not a curated record. The transcript has 2 exons. The coding region runs from base 1 to 2544 and encodes 847 amino acids. Lineage: Eukaryota; Viridiplantae; Streptophyta; Magnoliopsida; Asparagales; Asparagaceae.
AUGGUUCAGGAUCUGCUUGAAAAGGGCAAGUUGAAGAACUGCAUUGCUGUCUGUGAUGUCUCUGGAAGCAUGAGUGGGACUCCAAUGGAUGUCUGCGUCGCCCUCGGGAUGUUGACUUCAGAGCUCAGUGAAGAGCCUUGGAAGGGGAGAGUGAUCACUUUCAGUGCAGAGCCUCAGCUUCAUAGAAUCGAAGGGGAGAAGCUCGUUGAUAAGAUGGAGUUUGUGAACACUGAUUUCCAAAAGGUGUUUGAUAGAUUGCUUGACGUGGCGAAGAAGGGGAAUUUGGAGGAGGAUCAGAUGAUAACGAGGGUGUUUGUGUUUAGUGACAUGGAGUUUGAUCAGGCUUUGGCGAAUUCUUUGGACACUGAUUAUGAGGUGAUAUGCAAGAAGUUCAGGGAUAACGGGUACAGGUCUUGCAUACCCGAGGUUGUGUUUUGGAAUCUGAGGGACUCGAGGUCGACCCCUGUGCCAUCUGGGCAGAAGGGUGUUGCCUUGGUCAGCGGUUUCUUGAAGAAUUUGAUGAAGGUUUUCUUGGAAGGCGAUGGUGAUAUUGAUCCAGUGAAGGUCAUGGAGGAUGCUCUGCCUUUAUUAAUUAUUUGCUUUGUGUUCGUCAACCCAUUACCCAAAACCCCAAACUUGGCAGCCAAGGAACCUGACCCUAUAAAUUUCCAGCUCUUCUCCCCCUCCCUUCAACGCACGAUCCCAAAAAAAAAAAGCCCCAAAUCCCCAGAGAAUUCCCCAGUUUCUAAAACCCUUAAGAAAAAAAAAUCCCUAAUCCCAAAAUGUCUCUCGUUGGCCCUCCCCAACUCCGCCGGUUCCUCCGGCAACCCCGCCCUCGAUUUCUUCUUCCAGGUCGUCCCCGACACCGCCGCCGAUGUCGUCUUCGGGCUCCUCUCCUCGGCGUGGGCCCAGGAUGCUUUGACCGCUCUCAAGCUCGUGGCCCACCUCCGUGGGGUCCGGGGCACCGGGAAGUCCGAUAAAGAGGGUUUUUAUGCUUCUGCUCUCUGGCUCCAUGAGAACCACCCCAAAACCCUGGCUCUCAAUGUUGGCUCUUUCGCUGAAUUUGGAUACAUGAAGGAUCUGCUCGAGAUCCUCUACCGCCUUCUUAAUGGACGGGAUACUCGAAAGCUGGCCAAAGACGAGCGAAACAGAGCAAAGAGCCGUGGAGUUCAACGAUGGAGGCAGCACCGGGCUUCAUCGAUGAAGAAGCCCAAGAAGGCCCAGAAGGCUGAGGCCAGGGAGAAGAGGGUAGAGGAUGAGCUUGCAAAGAUGAAGAUGGAGAGCGAGAAGGCUGCAGGGCUUAGGAGGUCAAAAAGGACGGAUCUUGCGAAGCUAGCUAUUGAGAGGUACAACAGAGACCCAAAUUAUCGAUUCUUGCACGAUCGUAUCUCGGAGUUUUUCGCAGCUAUGCUGGAGUCCGACGCAGAGCAGCUGAAAUUGGGGAACCUGAACAAAAUCGGGCUUGCAGCAAAAUGGUGCCCUUCGCUUGAUUCUUCCUUCGACAGAUGGACACUUAUGUGUGAGAGCAUCGCUCGCCGGCUGUGGCCUAAGGAUUCCACAGACGAGUAUAAGGAGACUGAAGAAGAGCACUAUGCUUACAGGGUUCGCGAUCGAUUGAGAAGGGAGGUGCUUGUCCCUCUCCGCAAGGCUCUUGAGCUGCCGGAGGCAUACAUGAGCGCCGGGAAAUGGGACCAACUCCCAUACAGGAGGGUCGCCUCGGUUGCCAUGAAAAACUACACGAAGAUCUUCAAGAAGCACGACGAGGCUCGUUUCUCAGAGUACUUGUCAAGAGUUAAGGAAGGGAAGGAGAAGAUUGCAGCUGGGGCUUUGCUCCCCCACGAGAUUCUUGCUUCUGCUCAUGACAAAGAGGCCGGUGAUGUUGCGGAGCUUCAAUGGAAUAGAAUGGUUCAGGAUCUGCUUGAAAAGGGCAAGCUGAAGAACUGCAUUGCCGUCUGUGAUGUCUCUGGAAGCAUGAGCGGGACUCCAAUGGAUGUCUGCGUCGCCCUCGGGAUGUUGAUUUCAGAGCUCAGCGAAGAGCCUUGGAAGGGGAGAGUGAUCACUUUCAGCGCAAAUCCUCAGCUUCAUAGAAUCGAAGGGGAGAAGCUCGUUGAUAAGAUGGAGUUUGUGAAGAGAAUGGAUUGGGGAAUGAACACUGAUUUCCAAAAGGUGUUCGAUAGGUUGCUUGAUGUGGCGAAGAAGGGGAAUUUGAAGGAGGAUCAGAUGAUAAAGAGGGUGUUUGUGUUUAGCGACAUGGAGUUUGAUCAGGCUUCGGCAUGUUCUUGGGAGACUGACUAUGAGGUGAUAUGCAAGAAGUUCAGGGAUAACGGGUACGGGUCUUGCAUACCCGAGAUUGUGUUUUGGAAUCUGAGGGACUCGAGGUCGACCCCGGUUCCAUCUGGGCAGAAGGGAGUUGCCUUGGUCAGCGGGUUCUCGAAGAAUUUGGUGAAGAUUUUCUUGGAAGGGGAUGGAGAUUUUAGCCCGGUGACUAUCAUGGAGGAUGCUAUUUCUGGCAAGGAGUAUCAGAAGCUCGUGGUGUUCGAUUGAGAUGGUGUAACUGCCGUUAAUGCUGUAACUGUGACUUCCAAACCUUUCUUUUGAAAUGAGAUGCUUUAGUUAGUAGUACUUUGAAUUAUGCUCAGUUUUUCUGUUAAGGACUCUACAAUAUUCGAUAAUGGUGCAUGUGCUUUUCCUUGA